AUGGUGCGGCAUGCAUCCAACAGAACCAAGGUGGUGUUAGUGGCAUCCAAUCCAAAAUGGCGUUGUUGCAUCCAACACAAAAAUGGUGUUAGACGUUUCCAAAACCAAAAUGGUGUUGGACACAUCCAAAAUCAAAAUGGUGUUGGACACAUCCAAAACCAAAAUGGUGUUGGACACAUCCAAAACCAAAAUGGUGUUGGACACAUCCAAAACCAAAAUGGUGUUGGACAUAUCCAAAACCAAAAUGGUGUUGGACACAUGCAAAACCAAAAUGGUGUUGGACACAUCCAAAACCAAAAUGGUGUUGGACACAUCCAAAACCAAAAUGGUGUUGGACACAUCCAAAACCAAAAUGGUGUUGGACAUAUCCAAAACCAAAAUGGUGUUGGACAUAUGGAAAACCAAAAUGGUGUUGGACACAUCCAAAACCAAAAUGGUGUUGGACACAUCCAAAACCAAAAUGGUGUUGGACACAUCCAAAACCAAAAUGGUGUUGGACAUAUCCAAAACCAAAAUGGUGUUGGACACAUCCAAAACCAAAAUGGUAUUGGACAUAUCCAAAACCAAAAUGGUGUUGGACACAUCCAAAACCAAAAUGGUGUUGGACACAUCCAAAACCAAAAUGGUGUUGGACACAUCCAAAACCAAAAUGGUGUUGGACAUAUCCAAAACCAAAAUGGUGUUGGACACAACCAAAACCAAAAUGGUGUUGGACACAUCCAGAACCAAAAUGGUGUUGGACAUAUGCAAAACCAAAAUGGUGUUGGACACAUCCAAAACCAAAAUGGUGUUGGAUGCACCCAAAACCAAAAUGGUGUUGGACGCAUCUAA
Molecule: messenger RNA, 831 nt
Organism: Paramuricea clavata
Lineage: Eukaryota; Metazoa; Cnidaria; Anthozoa; Malacalcyonacea; Plexauridae
Source: the annotation of a GenBank genome assembly